GGGUAAAAUGCACUUUCUUUCAUUUCUUCUGGAACUCUUAGUUUAUAAAAACCUGGGGUCUCCUCGCUCCUGACAAUAGACUCACCAGCACCACGAGGACCAACGGCUAUACCGGAGCUUGGGUUCCCACAGUUGCCUUUACCUCACAAGGAGAGAAAAUUUCUCCUCACAGAAAGUCUAUAAGAUGGACAAUGUGACAGGAUUUUCUGUGGUGAUUGUUAUUCAGAACAUGACCAAUCACAGCCAAUUGCCUGAAGAGUGUUCCAGAAACAACGUGUUCAAGACGGUGGUAUUCCCAGUGCUUUACUCCCUGCUCUUCCUCCUGGGCCUGUCCCUCAACAGCCUGGCCCUGUGGGUCUUCUUCAACAUCCCCAGCAAGUCUCACUUCAUCAUCUACCUGAAGAACAUCGUGUUGGCUGAUGUCCUGAUGACCCUGACCUUCCCGUUCAAGAUCCUGUCUGACUCUAACCUGGCGUCCAUGCAGCUGCGUGUCUUUGUCUGCCAGGUCUCCUCCGUGGUCUUCUACCUCACCAUGUACAUCAGCAUCCUGUUCUUCGGUCUCAUCAGCAUCGACCGCUGCCGCAAGACCCUCCGGCCGUUCGCUGGCACCGACCCCACUCGCCUUACCCGUCGCAAGUUCCUCUCAGGAGCGAUUUGGUGCUUCAUGUUCGCCCUUGGUCUCCCAAACAUGAUCCUCACCAACCAGACCCCACCCUCCCCUCACUUCAAGUGCAGUAGCCUGAAGAGUGAGCUGGGCCUCAAGUGGCAUGAGGUCGUCAACCACGUCUGCCAGAUCAUCUUCUGGGGCACCCUAGCCACUGUAGUACUGUGCUAUAUCCUUAUUACCAAGGAGCUGUACAACUCCUACACUCGUGCCCACAGCAGCCAGAGUGGGGGAGCGGGGCCAGGGGCCAGGCCAAAGAAGGGCAAGGUGAAGGGAAACGUCUUCCUCGUGCUGGCAGUUUUCUUUGUGUGUUUCGUGCCCUUCCACUUCGCCCGUGUGCCCUACACCAUCAGCCAAACGCGGGAUCUGUUCGACUGCGCCCUCAAGCUGUUCUUCUUCCACCUGAAGGAGAGCACGCUCUGGCUGUCCGCCCUCAACUCUGUCCUGGACCCGCUCAUCUACUUCUUCCUCUGCAAGUCGUUCCGGAGGUCGCUCUUCAGUACCCUGCGGCUGAACCCCAGGCUCCGACAGACACUGCGCAUGGUGCGGGCCGAUCGCAACACUGGAAGCACCCCCCUGGGUCACCCGUCUGCCCAAUAGGAGACAGGGGAGUGGGAUCAUGCACCGCUGUAAUGGAUUCUCUUCUGUGCAGUCUCUGAAACUGACAAUGACCUCAAGUGCUCUGUCCAACUGAACGUUUAAAAGAACAUUUACUUUAUUUCUUCCCUGUCAGUAGCAGAUGUGAAGCCUAUUGAGGUGUGUUUCUAGCACCACCCGAGUGCAGGUGUCUGAAACAGAGCUGAAGGGAAUGGUCAUAGUAGUACUCCUGUGGUGAGGCAGGCUGUCUGAUCUGACAGAGGUGUGCAAUACGAGAUGAACUAUGUGUCACCAAAAGACGAUGUAAGUUUACAAUUUCUGUAAAAGCUGGAAAGGUAACAAGUCUUGUAUUUGGGGAAACGUUCUGUCAAGCUCCUGAUUGACAUUACAAUAGUACAUUGUAAAAUCAGUAUUCAAAAGAUACUAUAAAUGACAGAGUUUCUGGGACAUGAGAAUAAAAUACAGUCUUAGGCACCCUAGACUUUAUUAUCCAUCCAUCCAUCCAUCCAUCCAUUAUCUGAACCCGCUUAUCCUGAACAGGGUCGCAGGGGGGCUGGAGCCUAUCCCAGCAUACAUUGGGCGAAAGGCAGGAAUACACCCUGGACAGGUCGCCAGUCCAUCGCAGGGCACACACACCAUUCACUCACACACACACUCAUACCUAUGGCCAAUUUAGACUCUCCAGACUCUUAGUCUUUGGACUGUGGGAGAAAACCGGAGUACCCGGAGGAAACCCACGCAGACACGGGGAGAACAUGCAAACUCCGCACAGAGAGGCCCCGGCCGACGGGGAUUCAAACCCAGGACCUUCUUGCUGUGAGGCGGCAGUGCUACCCACUGCACCAUCCGUGCCGCCAGACUUUAUUAUAUAUAUGUUUAUUUUCGUGUGUGUGUUAGUAUAAAAGAACACAUUUGAGAUUUCCAAAUAUUCAUUUUCCAAAAGAUUUAAUUUUACAGAGACAUUUUUGUAUUUAAUUAACAAAAGUAACAAAUUACUGUAAGCAAUUGACUACUUUUUACAUAAAAACUUGAUCAAGGCUGUCUGAGAUCAGAAGCAAGGAGCCAACCGAAGUCUGUAGAAGAACUGUGGCAAGCCUACCACACACACACAUGCUUGGAAGAACCUCCCUGCUGAUUGUCUUAUAGAACUGCAGGACAGCGUUGGCUCAGAGAAGUGAUGCAGUUUUAACACCGCAGGCUGGUCACAAAAAAUAUUGAUUUGAUUCAGUUUUUAACUAUUCUGCCAAAUUACUAAAAUGCAAUGUAAAAUGUAAUGUUUAUUUACUUUCAUUGAAUUAUUUUUGAAAGAAUCUUAUCUGAACAGAAUAGGUACCUUCGACUUUUGCACAGUACUGUAUAUACUGUAUAUGCACUCAGUGAGCACUUUAUUAGGUAUUAGUUUGACUUAUUAGGACUGCUACUGCUGUAGCCAAUCCACUUCAAGGUUUGACGCGUUGUCUGUUCAGAGAUGCUCCUCUGCAUACCACUGUUGUGAUGUGUGCUUAUUUGUGUGGUUACUGUCACCUUCCACUGUCAGCUUUGAUCAGUCUUGCCCUUCUCCUCUGAUCUCUCUCAGGAGCUUGCCGUUUCUGAGAUACUCAAACCACCCUGUCUGAAACCAACAAUCAUUCUCUUAGUCACUUAGAUCACAUUUCUUCCCCAUUCUGACAUGUAGCCUGAAAAACAGCUGAACCUAUUGACCCCAUCUGCCUGCUUUUAUGAAUUUAGUUGCUAGCACAUGAUUGGCUGAUUAACUAUUAACUAUUGCAUUAACAAGCUGGUGUGCAGGUCUACCAGGUCUAAAAGUGAUCACUGAGUGUGUAUUAUAUACAGACUAUUUCUUAAUUAUUUCUUGAUUAUUUAUUAUCCAGCAAUUGUGUGGUCUACUUUACUAGGAGCAAAAAUAGCUAUCCACUGAAUUAAUUAAUUAAUGUUUGCAUCUCAUCAUAACCUAGUUGAAUCUAACUUUUCUAUUGAAGUGCUUUUCGUAACUAAGUGCUUAACCAUCUGACUUUGCAUUAAUGCUUGGACCAUUGAACCCACUACUGCUAUUUGUUUCACUUAGCAUCAUCACUGGAACCACUGUAAUAAGUUACUCAGAACACUUACUGUGAUUACACAUUGAGCCUUAAAUGGUAUGAUUUAAAAAAAGCUUCCUGGUCUGUCUCUUUGGUCACAAUUAUUUCAAGAAUAUUUUAAAUAAAUGUAUAGUCUCUUUGUAUCAAUGUUAUGAUAACCUCCUGUAAUGCACUGAAAUUGUUGAGAGUUUAGAUGAAUUGAUUAAUAAAUUAAUUUGUUGACCGAUUGGUCAAUUGAUUCAUA
This is a messenger RNA of Conger conger (European conger), 3583 nucleotides long. It is a transcript of the gene p2ry12, whose product is annotated as purinergic receptor P2Y12. NCBI's taxonomy places the organism in Eukaryota, Metazoa, Chordata, Actinopteri, Anguilliformes, Congridae. Gene Ontology annotation, cellular component: membrane. The record is from RefSeq and is a predicted model, not a curated record. Gene Ontology annotation, biological process: G protein-coupled receptor signaling pathway. Gene Ontology annotation, molecular function: G protein-coupled purinergic nucleotide receptor activity. The transcript is spliced from 2 exons. Bases 185 to 1264 code for a protein of 359 amino acids.